AUGGCGCCAAGACCAGAAUAUGAACAUUCUGGGGUGCUGUACUCGAGCCCGAGUGAAGACGAGUGUGCCCAACUCGUAAAACCGGGGCAAUUAGACACUUUCAAUCAAAAACGCAACGAAAAACUCCUCGAGCGUUUAAAAACCCUCACCCGAACUCUUCAACACAACGAAGACGCCCAUGCCACCGCAGGAAGUGAAGGCCACUCUCCACCAAGCAGUUUCAAAAGCAGCUCCAGCUCUGAACAAAGCCGCGGCCGCUCAAGGUACGAACAGCUCACUUUCCGCCCCUCCCAGCGAGGAGAGAAGUCGGCGGAAAAUUCAAGCAAGUUCUUGAAUUCGAGUCAGGGAGAUUCCGAUGAGGCUUACGACGAUGAUUACAGCGAAAGUGGGAUUCUAGAGAUGUUUGAAACGAUCGACAAGAAUUUUGAUCUUAUUCAGGCCCAAGUGCAGCCGAUUGAGACGAAGAGAGCCGAUGUCCAAAAUCCAGCCUUCAGAAAAUCCAAAAGCGCACCGAGAAUUUCCGAGAAGAGUCAAUUAUUGCAAGUUGGAGAUCGAGUUCUUGUCAAGGGAAAAUAUCUAGGCUUUUGCAAGUACAUUGGACCGAUUCUAGAGGACUACCUACCACGUGAUCUCCUUGGCGAAGUCUUCGUCGGAGUCCAACUUGACGAACCUUUGACAAACAACUCUGGAAUCUUCGGAAGUCGACAAUAUUUUGAUUGCCCGCACGGAUUUGGACUGAUGGUGACUUCGGAAAAGGUAAGCAAGCUAGAGCAAAUGUAUUCAGACCUCGACGCAGCGAAGCCUCCUUCCGAGCAUAAUUCUGAUCAGACGUCUCUCCACUCGGGGAGUCAAGAUCAGCACUCACUCGGCAGCUCCAUCGAAACUGAGCAAUCUCGGGGCCGUUCAAAAGAAAUGAGCAAUAACGAACGAAAGAAACGUUCAAAAUCAGUGGCCGAUAUUUCGAGGAUGAUGAAGACAACGAACUGGUUCGAAGAUAGACCGGUGAAAGUGUCUACUGGCUGGAAAUCGCUGAAUCGAUCCAAGUCGAUUUCGAACCUGGACCACCGAGCCUUUCUGGCUGAGAGCGAUCCGCGAGAAGUGCUCAAUCAAAUCAAGAAAAUGCAGCCCUCGUUUGGCUAUGGAACUUACCCCGCCCAAGUCUCCGAUCCGUAUCAAUUUGGCUCCGAACCUGGUGUUUUUGGCCUCUCAAGGAGCGUUUCUCAGCAUCAUCAAGGUGAAGAAAGUCCCUUUUCUUGGCAAGCAGACAACAACUUGCUGAGGCAGUCAUUUGCCCGAAUCGUGUCUUCUUCAAGUGCUCCAGCUCAUUCUAAUGGACAGUUUUUCAAUCAAGCCCCGCCACCGCUUUACACCAGGCCAAGUUUUACGGGCUCGUUACCAACUGGUGGAUUCUAUCAUCACGAAGCGUUUUCUUCCGACUCCGAAGCCGGCCUGACGAGAAUGUACUCUGCUCCAAUCAGAAAACCUUCUUUCACUGAUUACCGAGCUUUCCAACAGCAGCAGAAGCUCCAACAACUUCAACAGCAACAACUUCUACAGCAACAAGAACAGCAGAGAGUACAACAACAAAAGGCACUUCAAAGGCAGCAAAUUCAACAACAACAGCAACAACAGCAGCUGCAGCAACAACCACAACAGCAGCUCUGUGCAACCUGUGCUGCUUGCAAAACUUGCGCUCCUCUUAGACCAGCUUUUCAUAAUAUCAAUGUUUUCGACCCUCUCGGACUGAGUUUCAAUUCGUAUCAACCACCAGCAAGUCAGCCAACUCGACAGGCUUUUACUCCGCCGUCGAUUCCAGCUCCAGUUCCACCAACGAGUUCUAGCUCUCAAACCCUCCCAAGAACUAUUUCUCAAGCUCAAUCAAUGCCCCCUUCAGUUUUGAAAAAAUCCUCGACGCUACCGCCCGUUUCCAGCAAAGAAAAGCUUCUUCAGGAAUUCGACAGAAGAAGGCAGCAGCAUUUUGAUACAAUGUCGAUGACCUCAACCCAGAGCGCCUCUAUCGAGUACGAAAAAUGGAAACAGCGUCACGGAAUUACGACUGGCCGACAGAUGAAAAAAGGCCUGAGCAAACUUCAAACUGCCUUCAAUUAUUAG
Oikopleura dioica is the source of this 2112-nucleotide messenger RNA. The record is from the annotation of a GenBank genome assembly. NCBI's taxonomy places the organism in Eukaryota, Metazoa, Chordata, Appendicularia, Copelata, Oikopleuridae.